Dufourea novaeangliae is the source of this 5059-nucleotide messenger RNA. RefSeq lists its product as uncharacterized. NCBI's taxonomy places the organism in Eukaryota, Metazoa, Arthropoda, Insecta, Hymenoptera, Halictidae. The record is from RefSeq and is a predicted model, not a curated record. Gene Ontology annotation, molecular function: protein binding; guanyl-nucleotide exchange factor activity. Gene Ontology annotation, biological process: activation of GTPase activity.
AAUUCAACGGGCGCGCGCGAUUUGUCGCUCGAUCGGCGAUCGUCGUCGACGUCGGGUUGCUCGCGAGGAGGACAGUGCGCGUGGUCUGCAAAUGCAACGAACGUAGAAGAACGUGUGGUGGCCGUGGUGACGCGAGUCAGUCGAGAUCUCGUGUUCUUCGUAAUACACGAGCUGGUGUGUGGUGAGUCGAAAGUUUCGUAACCCGCCGAUCGAUCGAGUCAGGGAAAGAAAACGAAAGAAAGGAUUUCGUGCGUCAUACGUGCAGAAAUUCCGAGGACUGAAACAAGAAGGGGGAGAAUAAGGACGAAAGCGGAGGGGAACGAAAAUAUUUCGACCCGAGCCAAGUCGCGGCGCGACGAGUGGAGAGAGGAGAGGAAAGAAAUCGAGCGACGGUCCGUCGAUGUUACGAUCGACCAUUGAAACGUCCGUGUCGCGGGUAAAGAAACGGGCAACGAUGAUCGACUCGAGGAGUUUUUCGAUUGGCAAGGUUUGAUAUCGCAAAACAAGCAGAAAGAUGAGUCUCUCGCCGGUCGCCAACAGAAGCUUCCUUCACGGGGAUCGAAAGGGUUUCACGAGUUCGGAGAAAAUUGUGUACGCGACGCUCGACAGUCUCGCCCUGAAACGAGCGCGAUUACCUUUGCAGCUGCUACCUACCGAUACCAACGAUUUCAAGAAGGAGGAAAACGUUUCUGUCGUGUCGUCCGUAACCGGGAAGUGCGAUCGGAAGAUUAACCGGGACAACGUUCCGUUUGAAAACCGUGGGCACUACUCGACGGGAACAACAACAACACAUGAGCCGCCCUCGGAAGACCACCGAACCGUCGAAAGCAGAACGGAAUAUGUCGUCGGGCGAGAUGUCCAAGGAAAAACUUCCGAGCAGCGUAUCGAUGCCGAUAACGCUGCUGAUAAAAGCACGAUUAGAGUCGUGGAAAACGUCGAGGAAAGAGAAUUCUGUUCGGGCGAUUACGAGAAGAUCGAAUUAUCGUCCAGCGUUAAAAAAACAUCUUUGAAUCGUCGAGGUGUCGAGACCGAAACAACGAGUUUCGAAAACGAAACAGCUUUGUAUUCGAACACAGGGAUAACUUUGAAAUCCGUCUCCUUGAACGAUCUCGGCGACGAGACGAACACGUUAGAAGCGUUUCCCGUAGCUGACAAGUCGACGACAACCUCGACUGGACUCGACCACGAGCGAGAAAGCAACGAUAAAAAAAAGAGACAUUUCGCGAGAAACGUGUUACACUUGGUGCCAGAUUAUCUCGCGAAAGGGUCGAAGCGAGCGCGAAAAAAGAAGAACAGCUUGAGCUCUUCGUGGAGCUCGUUGAGGCCGGAGUCCAUGGAUUCGAGGAACGGGACUGGCCUCGACUCUAGGUACAGAUCGAAGAGCCUUUCCAGGGACGAGUCCAAGUGUCGAGAGAUCUCGUCCCCGACGAAUUUCGUCCACGUCGCCUCUGCGACAAAUCCGAGGCUGAUCUCGAAUGUAAACACGGUCCAAUUCGGUUCGGAGCAAGUUGUGAUCACGCACGAAGAAAAGUGUGCCACGGUGCCUCUCCUUGUCUCUUCCAGGGACGAGGAUACGUCGACCGAAAAUCGGUCCGAGCAACGAUCGAUCGUAGCGGAAGGAACGUCGGAUCGUGGUACCUCGAAACUAGGUAGGAAUAUCGCCAUAUCGGAGACAGUGGAGUCCAGACGGGAAUUCUUGCUGGAGUUGCGCGCAAGAUCGGCCCAAGUGUUGGAGCGUAGCCAACGAGUGAAAACAGGCGAGUGUCGGACCGACGAUCGCCAAGAGAGAAUCUACGAGCCACCGUGCGAGCCGGGUUUUCCAUUGGCACGCGCCAACCACAGUUUUCUAUGGAGCGUGCGUGCCAAAAGCCGUUUAGAGAAUUGCCGCGAGGAGGAGGAGGAGGAGGAGGAGGAGCCGUGGUCGCGCGACAGGCUGGAUCGGAGUAUCGAGGACGACAUCGACGAUGGACAAUACGACGACGUAGGGCCGUCCGAUACGAUUAAUCAGUGGGAGGAGCUGGUGAAGGCGAAGAAGGAAGAGGAGGGGUUGGAGGAGGAGAAGGAAGACGGAGAGGACAAAUACGAGGACGUGGGCUCGCCUUGGACACAGACACAGAUCGACCAUCGGAUUGCUACGGAUUUCGACGAGAUUAUCUACGACGACGUUGCGUCUCCAAUUGCGAAGGUGACACCAAACGAUUCGAGUAGCAAUCGUUUCAAGCUAAACGAGCCUGUUGAGAAAAAUACUGCUGGUAGCACCGAGAUUCAGGAUGACGAAUCGAAGCGAGACAACGACGACGAUGACGAUCGCCAUUAUCCGUUGCUGCCCAACGACUAUUCUAGCGUGGAUGACGCGGAUACCGAUGAAAUGGAGGACAACGAGCACGGUGUGUACGAUGACGUCGGCCUGCCAAGCGAGGAACGAGUCAACAGCCUGUACGCUGGUUCUACGACUGGCUCGAUCUUCGGCAAGGAAUCCGAGUGGGAGGAUCUGGAAGAUCCGACGACCGGUUCUCUAUCUCGCGCGACGAAAGACAACGGAUUCUCCGCGGAGACGCAAGUCGUUUCGAAUAAGACGAAGACCCGUCAGAAGUGGCUGCGACGACGAAAGGUCGGCCGACAACGUUCGGAGGUGUCCAAAAAGAGUUGGAAGUCGACGAAAAAGCUGAUCGGAGACUCCACGUGCCACGUGGCUGUAAGCCUCGGUAGCGGCUCGAUAUUGCUCGUUGGUCGCGCGGAGAAAAUCGAAGGAUGGCCCGUGGAAGAAUCGAACGAUCGGAGGCGGCUGACAGCGCUGGGAAACACGCGGAGAACGCAAGGUCUCGUUCAGAUGAGGGUCAUCGACCUGGACGAGGACGAGGACACCCAGGAGACGUCGUGUUACGUUUACGAAGACAACGGAUCCGACGACAGCACCUACGAGAGUAUCCGUUCCUUCCAGCCGGAUGACUUCGCCUCGGAUUUCGAGUCGGAGUUCGAGUCGGAGUCGGGGUCGGUGUCGGUGUCGGUGUCGGAAUGGGAGACGGAGACGAUCGACACGAGAGUCCCGAGAGCCGAGCCAAACGGGGAAGACGCGAGGAUCACGAACGCGUGUCUAGAAGCUCCGACAAAACCGAAUCCUCCGCCACCGCGCGAGGCCAGCUUGACGCAGACGCUGGGCAGAAGGAUAAAGAUGCUACGGAGGACGUGGAGCAUCACCAAAGGAAGCCUAGGCCGUAUGAGGAGAAGAACAUCGGUCGACGACGAACGUUCUAUCGAGGAGGCGAACAAAGAAUCCUCGAACUCGCAACAUCCACACUUGGACGGCGCGAACGCGAAAUAUUUUAGCUUCGCAAGUAAGAGCGUCACUGGACUUUCGACGUUUUACUUGAACGGCGCUCUCGCUAAUGGUAGCAACGAACCGACCAGAACCGAGGAUGACCAUCCGACCAAGGAGCCAGUAUAUGGGAAUACCUACAGAGAACCGGGAAACGAUCCGUACAGCAUACUCGCCGAUCAAGAGCCCCUUUACCAAUUUUACGCGGCGGCUGCUGUCCGAGGAGCGAUCGACUCCAAUUCCGAAGGGUACGAGGAGGUCGACGAUACGAUACCGUCUCAAUCCACCACGGAUUUGGCAAAACCGGGGCACAGAACGUUGUGGUGUCAGACACCGCAGGUGGCGGGUAGUCAUCUUUUACAACAUCUAACCGCCGAGGAGAGGAAAAUUCAAGAAGUGAAAUUCGAGAUUCUGACCUCGGAAGCAUCGUACUUGAACUCGCUCCGCGUUCUGGAGAACGAGUUUCUCAACGAGCCCGCGAUCAACGAUACGUUAACGUCCACCGAGAAAGAUAAAUUGUUCGGCGGUAUCCCAAGCGUGUUACAGCGGUCGGAACAGUUCCUGGCCGAACUGGAAGGCGUAUGGAGGCAGGAUCCAAUGUUGCACGAGCUGCCAGACGUGUUGCUUAAAUACGCCGACAAAUGCCUGGAUAUAUAUGUGGCUUACUGUACGAAUCAGGUCGGCAUAGACUCGACUCUGAAAGACUUGAGGACGCAAAAGGGCCAGAAAUUCCGCGAAACCGUCUCACAAAUAGAAGCCCGUCCCACUUGCCAAAGCUUGUCGCUUCAUUCGUUUCUAAUGUUGCCGAUGCAACGAAUAACCCGACUUCCAUUAUUGGCCGACGCAGUUCUUUCCAAGUUAUCGAUAGACCACGCUGACAGAUCGCGUUGGGAAAGAGUAUUGUCCAGUUUAAGUUACAUUGUCGCCGAAUGCAACGAGGGUGCGCGUGCUGCGGCGAAGGAAGUGGAAAUGGAAAACUUAGCCAGAAAAUUGGAAUACUCCGCGAAAAUUAAGCCUAUCCUCUUGAGGGGGAAACAUUUAGUGAAAAGUGGACCGGUUGUACAGUUGUUGACUAAAGCGGACGCAGAAUACAAGCUCACGUUCGGGAAAAAGUUUAACAAGACACCACUCUACCUUUUACUGCUCACGGAUUACCUUCUAGUCGCAAAAUAUAAGUCUAGUACUCAGGACGAUACGUAUACCGUAAUAGAUAUCUGUAAGAGGAGCUUGAUCGCUUUAGAAUCAGUCCCGGAAGAUUCUCCGUUCGCCGGACGUAAUGCCAUGCUACUUACUCUUCUGGAGAAUUAUUCCGGUCGUCAGGCUGAAUAUAUUUUAACUUGCGAAAGCGACACGGAAAGGCAGAGAUGGCUAGAAGCCGUGUCGCCCUCGAAACACGGUCUAGUAGGCGAGACCUUGUACGAAGUGUGGGAUUGUCCUCAAGUAGUCGCUUUGUACAGUUACUCUCCCAUUCAGUCGGACGAAUUGUCGUUGCAUCCAGGGGAUGUCAUAAACGUACUGAAAAAAAUGUCGGACGGUUGGUUCCACGGUGAGAAAUUGUUGGACGGCGAGCAAGGCUGGUUCCCUGGUAAUUACACGAAGGAAGUCGCCUCCGAGCAUGUUCGCGCGAGAAAUCUUAAACAAAGGCAUCGUCUUCUCGCUUUAAACGGCACUGUACUGCAACGAAAAGCAAAACAACAAUCUCCCGUUUACUGAUCCAAUAAACUGCCGUUGAAUUACAAAUGA